AUGGCCUCCAAGAACGCCAACGAUGUCGUCCCCGGCGCUCCCGUCGCCGACAAUGAUGGCCUUGGCCCUAUCAGCGACGAGAAGGACCAGGACCAUUACGCCGACACUGAUCACGCCAAGGCCGUGGAGCGGAUCAUCAACUUCGCAAAGACGGCCACCGAGAAGGAACACAAGAUGACACUCAUGCAGGGCAUCAAGCUUUACCCAAAGGCAAUUGCUUGGAGCAUGCUGAUCAGCACGUGCAUCGUUAUGGAGGGUUAUGAUGUCUGCCUCAUUAACAACUUCUACGCCUUUGACCAGUUCAAUCGCAAGUACGGCGAGCAGCUUGCCAACGGUGACUGGCAGGUCCCCGCUCGGUGGCAGUCCGGCCUCAGCAAUGGCGCCAACGUUGGCGAGCUCAUUGGGCUGCUUAUCAACGGCUGGGUAUCCGAGCGCUUCGGCUACCGCUACACGGUCAUGGCCUGCUUGGUUCUUAUCAUUGCUUGGACUGCCAUCUUCUUCACCGCCCAGAACGUCGCCACACUCUUGGUUGCUGAGAUCCUCUGUGGAAUACCCUGGGGCGUCUUCCAGACCCUGACCAUCACCUACGCCUCCGAGGUCUGCCCUGUCGCCAUGCGCGGAUAUCUCACAACCUACGUGAAUUUUUGCUGGGGUGUUGGCCAGGAGAUCGGCAUCGGCGUUAUCAUGAGUAUGUUGAAGCGUGAGGAUCAAUGGGCGUAUCGCAUCCCGUACGCUCUCCAAUGGAUGUGGCCUGUUCCGCUCCUCAUCGGUAUAUGGUUCGCUCCUGAGUCACCCUGGUGGCUCGUCCGCAGGGGCAAGGUAGAGGCCGCGAAGAAGUCCUUGCUGCGCCUAACCAGUCUAAACCGCGAGACCGAGUUCGACGCAGAGGAGACAGUGGCCAUGAUGGUUCAUACAACAGCCCUGGAGGAGAGGACUACGCAUGGCGCUACGUACUGGGACUGCUUCAAAGGCCAUGAUCUGCGCAGAACCGAGAUUGUCUGCAUGAUCUGGGCCAUACAAAACCUGAGCGGAAACAGCUUCUCCAACUACUCGACGUAUUUCCUCGAACAAGCUGGACUUAGUGCGAACAGCGCCUAUGGCUUUGCCUUGGGCCAGUAUGGCAUGAACAUGGUCGGUGUCUUUGGUGCCUGGUUCUUGAUGAGUGUAGGGAUCGGCAGACGGUCACUGUACUUAUAUGAGAUGUCCACACGCCGCUUGCAGAUCAAGACCGUUGUCUUGGGCCGCGCUCUUUACAUUGUUGUUGGUAUCAUAUGCAGUGUUCUUACUCCGUACAUGUUGAACCCAGGCGAGUGGAACUGGAGCAACUAUGCCGGGUUUUUCUGGGGUGGCAUUUGUUUCCUGUGUAUUAUCUAUACAUACUUCAGAGUUCCCGAGCCCAUGGGACGAUCUUUCGCAGAGCUAGAUCUCCUCUUUGAACAAGGAGUGAGUGCUCGGAAGUUUGCAUCAACUAAGGUUGAUGUCUUUGCUGAGAGCGUGGAGGGCGGUGUUCUGGACAACUAUCAGAAACAAGUUGAGUUCAACCACAUUGAGAAGAGAGGGGACCAAGUCUGA
Molecule: messenger RNA, 1572 nt
Organism: Phaeoacremonium minimum UCRPA7
Lineage: Eukaryota; Fungi; Ascomycota; Sordariomycetes; Togniniales; Togniniaceae
Product: putative maltose permease mal61 protein
Exons: 4
Coding region: 1-1572 (523 amino acids)
Biological process (GO): carbohydrate transport; transmembrane transport
Cellular component (GO): membrane
Molecular function (GO): carbohydrate:proton symporter activity
Source: RefSeq, a predicted model, not a curated record